AUUGUCAUUUUCAAAAAGCCAGAAAGCAGAUGACUUCGGUGUGAAGAGGUACAUUUUCGCUUAUCCUCUUAUACGAUCAUCGUGUGCGUGAAAGUUUCGUGUUUACGAAAAUCGAGAAGGGAAUAAUUUGUGUAAAAGUAGAAUAUAACGUAUAAAAAAUAUGUGUUAAAGUGAUUAUAAUCAAGCCUAUGGUCUAGUUUAGUGUUCUCUUUAUUGUGAUCGUCCACAUUAAUCAUUCGAUUAACGAUGACGUGAAAAGAAGACAAAAAAGAAACGUUCCAAGGAUGCAGGUCAGACGGAUAGGUCUGAAAAAGACUUGCGGUCUCUUGCUUACCGCCAUAGUUCUCUAUGUUAUCGUACAUUCGUUCGUUGGACCAAUGACGUCGGUUCUGUCUUCUAAUAUGGUAUCAGAACAGAAAUACGUCAUCGGUAACGAUAAACGAAUGUACGAGUAUAACCGUCAGAUGCCGCUCAUAUUUAUUGGAGGAGUACCGAGAAGUGGUACGACGUUAAUGAGGGCGAUGUUAGACGCACAUCCUGAUAUUAGAUGUGGCCAAGAAACGAGAGUUAUUCCGAGACUGCUCCAGAUGCGUUUUCAUUGGUUGAAAUCGGAGAAGGAGUCGCUACGACUCGAACAAGCCGGUAUCACAAAAAACGUACUGGACGACGCGAUCGCGGCAUUUACCUUGGAAAUUAUCGCCAAACACGGCGAACCCGCCCCCAGGUUAUGUAACAAGGAUCCCUUGACAAUAAAGAUGGGCACGUAUGUUAUCGAACUCUUCCCCAACGCCAAAUUCAUAUUUAUGGUACGCGACGGCCGCGCGACGGCUCAUUCCAUUAUCUCUAGAAAAGUGACAAUCACCGGCUUCGAUUUAAGCAGUUACAGGCAAUGCUUGAAGAAAUGGAACUCAGCGGUUGAAGCAAUGAACAAUCAGUGCAAAGAAUUGGGACCAAAAAAAUGUCUUACGGUACCGUAUGAACAAUUAGUUCUACAUCCAAGGAAAUGGAUGCAGACCGUUUUGAAAUUUUUGAAUGUUCCUUGGAACAAUUCAGUUCUGCAUCACGAAGAUUUCAUCAACAAAGGAAUAGAAUUGAGCAAGGUGGAACGUUCUAGUGAUCAAGUAAUUAAACCAGUAAAUCUAGAAGCCAUGACAAAAUGGGUAGGAAAAAUACCUGAAGAUGUCGUUAGAGACAUGGCUGAAAUAGCGCCCAUGUUAUCGGUAUUAGGUUAUGACCCGUACGCUAAUCCUCCAAACUACGGCAAACCAGAUGACGAAGUAGCCAGCAAAACUAAGGAAAUACAAGAAAAUAAGAACGUUUGGGAUAGAAAAGCCAAAGAAAUGCUGUGGAGUUAUUUUACAGAACCUGAUCCCGGUAUCGAUAGAGAUCCUAGCGAAAGUCCAAAUAGUAUUACUUGACAACUGAUCGAUUAGACCUACGUUGGGAAUAAUUUUAAUAUCGUAAUUAAAUCUUCAGGUAGUUUUUUUCACAUGUUUCGAAAAGAUGUAAAAACAUAAAAUUACUUGGCGGUUUUAAUUUUGUUUAGUUAUUCCCCGAACUGGUCUAUCUGGCGAUUAAUAAAUUAAAUUUGUGUGUGGACCAUUUUUUAGUGAUACUAAUAAGUUGUGAUGGAGAUUGACAUUUUGUGAUUAUUGAAUUGGUGUCUGCUCAAAUUAUGGAAUCGGGAAGUGCGGGACCAUGCAAAAUGGUAAUGCAUCUUAGUUUUUGGUAUACUCAUCAAUGAUAGUACCAAAAUUAUUCUCGAUUUGCCUCACGUUGUUGCUAAUAAUGUUAUUGGCGUUAGGUUUUUGUACAGUUAAGCAGAGUUUAUACGAAGCGCCUUCGCUAGCUGCGCUCUACACCCGAAUCGUAUCCUUCAAAUGAAUUAGCCUUUAGCUUGUAAACGCUCCCCCAGCCCCAGAUCUUGUAUAUUUUUCGAUUAACAACACACUAAUAAAUAAUUCACGGAAAAAGCGUACCAACAUCAAAAUGAAAUAAAAGAGUUGUACAUGAAUGACUCGAAAAUAGCAGAUAAAACUGGAAGAGGAGUAUAGGGCCCAGAAUUAACACCGUGAAAGAUUAGACAACAAACCAAACAUUUUUUGAGCAAAAACAUACGCCAUUGAAAAAAAUUCCAAUGUCAUAUAAUCCAAGCCUGAAGAAGUUGAAUGAGCUUAGAAAAAAAAUGGACGGACAUUGUAGGGACAGAUUUGCUAAAGUAUAGAAGGAAAAUCUUUCCGUAUUUCCUGAACCCUUCUAUGGAAUCGGAGUAGAAAAGAAGAAGAAGAUAAUUACUUCAUCGAUAGUCAUUAAUACAAGUCUACAAGUUGUUCUAGUACCAAAGCGCGCGUUUCUUUAUUUUUGUAUGAAUCACAACACCAUUUAUACCACAAGCAUUCGUCCUCUCCAUAAACGAAUUUUCCUCUUCGUUGAAUUUUCUCGAAAUUUUGUUGUAGAAAUUCCGAAACCAAGCCAGCGCUGGCUACCAAUGAGACUGUGCUGGGAGGAACGUUUAUGAGCCAAAAGAAAAAUGGUUUGAUGGAUACGAUCUGUUUGUAAAGCCAAAACGAUAAUGAAACUUCUAAUUUUAUUUUUGUUGAUAAUGCAGUAUCUUGGCGUUGACACGAGCUCUGUAUAAGUGAAAGUAACUCAUCUAAGUUUUCAGCAACAACCAAUUUAUACUCAGAAGAAUCUUGGUUGUUUCAAUAACAAAUCAGAAGCUCUAGUUAUAGGUCUUGACCAUUUUCUUAUGGAAAGUCGUUUCGCUGUUUUGUAUUUUAAUGUAUAUCAAUCAAUUCUUCUCUUAAUUGUGCAGAGAAGUUGUUUAUAAACAUGAAUAAAUGAAUGGACUCGUCUAAACAACAGUGGCCGGGCUAACAGGUUUGUCUGCAGGACUGGCAGCUAGUGAAGGCUUCGUAUAAACUAGGCAUUACAAAUUAUUUGCUCCGAAAGUCUAUAAACUUGAUUUUAAACAAUAAAAAAAUCAUAUUGGUCUAAAUUCCUCAAGUAUAGUGCCAUUAUUACCAUGGAUGAUAACCAUAAAAUUUCAGAAUAAAACAAUGUCAUUUAUUAUGGCUAUAUGCUCACAUUUUACAUGGUCUCUGCUAAAAACUUGGGCCAUUAUUAAUGAUUAGUUUAUGUAUACUUUCGAUCUGUUUCCAUAAUACGAUUUUACGUUUUUUUUAUUUUAAUACUAUUUUAAGAAGACUUAAAAUUUUGUAUUGUUAUCAAAGUAACAAGAGUUCAAAUAGGUUGUAGGUAUUUAUAACUUAAUUUGUUUAUAAAUAAAAUGCGGGUUCUUAUUACACCGAUUACAGUAAUUGUGCUCAGACAAAUUUGAGGAAAAAAAAAUUGUAUUUGAUAUUCAAUCAAUCCGAGCUUUCAUUUCACCUAGCUUGAAUUUCCUGGUAAAUUUCCGUUGACAUUUAAUAUUUUAAAUUGGAUAUACACAUUAUCGGAUUGGUACUGACUGUACUAGUACCAAUCAGGAUCUGUCUUCAGUGUUGCCAACUCUAAAAAAAAUUUUUCCAUAAAACCCAAAUCAACAACCCCUAAAAUACCCACAAUUACUAGGGAUCCCCUUGAAAUAAAUAAAUAAUACAUUAAAAAUAUAAAA
Diorhabda sublineata is the source of this 3616-nucleotide messenger RNA. RefSeq names its product protein-tyrosine sulfotransferase. Lineage: Eukaryota; Metazoa; Arthropoda; Insecta; Coleoptera; Chrysomelidae. Gene Ontology annotation, cellular component: Golgi apparatus. Bases 285 to 1418 code for a protein of 377 amino acids. The transcript has 6 exons. The record is from RefSeq and is a predicted model, not a curated record. Gene Ontology annotation, biological process: peptidyl-tyrosine sulfation. Gene Ontology annotation, molecular function: protein-tyrosine sulfotransferase activity.